Molecule: messenger RNA, 592 nt
Organism: Diatraea saccharalis (sugarcane borer)
Lineage: Eukaryota; Metazoa; Arthropoda; Insecta; Lepidoptera; Crambidae
Source: the annotation of a GenBank genome assembly
AAUGGAGAACGCCGCUCCUGUGCCUGCAGCUCCUGUUGUUGGUGCACGACGCGAACCUUCGAUAGAUCCUGUGAAGGCUCAAGGCAUUCUGGUUGCGGUCACGAAGAAAACGAAAGAUGCAGCUGGUUUAUGGAAAAAUCGUUGGGGUUUCUACAGUCAGAUUCGAGAAAUACAAGAGGAAGAAGCUCAAAAAAGUGGAAUGGGUUUAGAGGAAUACCGCAUGGCUCUCCAGUCUGUUAGUUGUCAACCAGAACCAAAGCUGUGUCCGGUUAAUGUUGAUCCGUCACCAAAACCGCUGCCUCCUACGUCUGCAGGUACAGUAGGCCAUAGGGCCUUGUGUCCUCUAGAAAGGUAUGGUAGACUCGUAAAAACGGAUCGAGACUACCCAAUCAGGCCGCAGCCACGCAAAAGUCAAAUCUACGACCCGUUUAAGCAGACUAUGGUCUUUAUAGGGAGUGUGGAUGGCGAUCCGAUAUCGUACAAGUUGCCGCCAGCACGGUCCGAAGUGACAGAUGAAAUGUGGGCGCGACCGCUACAACUCGAAGUGAUGCCGUUAUGCAAAGAAAACAUACAGAGGGCGCUGCAUGUCUAA